ACCAACUUUCGCUAAGUAGUUGUGAGUCUCGUUUUACGCGUUGACAAUACUAUGGUGUAUUAGCGACAGUGCUGCAAACAAAUCCAUUUGGAGAAUCUUUUGCGGACAUGAUACUCUAGACAAGGCCCAUAGGUUUUCCACAAAGUUAACUUUGGAAUAASAAACCUCUCAGCAAACUAUCACUGCUCGCUCUGGUCGGUGUCUGACCUUAUAUCCGUAUGGGUACUAUAAUAAAAUGGAAGGCGUUUUGGCGAGUGGUUUUGGUAGUUUUUCUAUUGAAUUUUCAAGAAGUUUCUUCACAGUCAGAAAGUUCAGAAUCUUCAGGUGGUGUGUCACCCACGCAACAAGAUCAGUCAUCGACGAUAAAUUCAAUCGAACUAGCUCAAUCCUCAAUCGUGACAUCAUCAAUGUCGACUGAAUCAUCAAUUAGAAUUUCGUCACARCAAGCUCAAACGUCAAGGAUGACAUCAUCAAGUCAUAGUCAACAAUCAAUAAUGACAUCAUCACAAGUAUCUCGAUCUUCAACAGAAACAUUCUCCAAGUCAGGUUUGUCUUCAGUUAUGACGACAUUGCAACAAUCUCAAUUGGAAACAUUGACAAAUUCCAAAUCGAUAGAACCUUCAACGGCAACUCCUUCAUCGUCGAUUGUCCCYUCUUUGACAUCAUUGAAGCCAAGUCAUUCAAUGACGGUAUCAUUACARGUAACUCAAUCUUCAAAGUCGUCUUUGAUGACAUCGUCGCAAGCAAUCCAUCAGUCAAUUAUGGCAUCUUCAUCAUCAKCCAAAGAGCUACCGAUGACAUUGUCAUCAUACCUUGCUCAAUCAUCUAUGAUAACAUCACCAAAUCCCACCAAAUCUUUUAAAAUAACAUCAUCAGAAGUAGAAGUAUYAUCCGUGGCGACAUUGACACAGUUUUCUCAAUCAUCAAUGGGAGAAAUGUCUAAGAUACCGUCAACAAGUUUAUCAUCGUCUUUGACAAUUGCAGUCUCUGACGUAGUAACAAGCAUUGUGUCCUCAGAAAUAGCGUUGCCAACUACAAUGUCAAAACAAAUAUCGGUAGAUUCAUUAACAUCGACAUCGUCACUGCCGAUGUCAAUGACUGAGAAAACAACCGUUACGUUAGAAACAUCAGUGGCAAUACUUUCACCGACAUUGUCGUCGAUUCAAGCAUCAUUAUUCACACCACCGACGUCAACGCAACAAAUGUCAGCACCACUAACGCCAUCGACAUCAAUCUUGUUAUCUUCUUCUUUCUUAUCAUCAGGAAAAUUAAAAUCAUUAACGUCGACAUCAUCAUUAAUGAUAUCGACUCCAGUGCAAUCUUCAACGCUACAAAUUCAAGAAUUAACAUCAUCAUUACCACCAUCACCAUCAUCAUCUUCGUCCUAUUUAUUUUCUUCACCAACAACAGUUUCUGGUUCAACAAYGAUAUCGUUGAUGCGGUCAUCUUCGAUGGCAGUGUCUCCAGAAUCGCGUUCUUUGAAGACGAAAUCACUAUUUGCAUCAUCAACAAUAUUACCAACACCAMCGAAUCAGUUAUCAUCUUCCCCAUCGCCUUCAUCAAUGACACUUCAAUCGCAAUUAAGUUCGGUAUCUUUACCUACUUUAGCAUCCAUGUCAUCAAUGGCACCCUCUUCGAUGUCAUCAUUAGCUCUGAAGCUUUCAAAAACAUCCUCAUCACAAUUACCAAUGMCAUCGUCGUCAGGAAUGCCAAGUUCAUUGCAGACGCAAAUGCCAWCUUCAGUAUCAAACUCAUCAACAACAACAUUUUCAACGCUGCAACUAUCCUCMUCRUCAUCGCCGUCACUAUCUUCAAAAGCUUUGUCAACAUCAGCUUCACCAUCUCCACCACAAUCAUCUGCAAUAUUAUCAGCAACACAGGCCGAAUCAUCAAAACAAUCAUCCCAAUCCUAUCAAUCAACAUUGAUUCAAACAGAAUCAGCUCAACCGCAGUCAACAAAAACAAUAUCAACACAUCGGCAGUCAUCAUCGUCGCCGAUACAAUCAACCACAUUACUGACAAMAUCUUCGUCAACAGCAUCCUCAAGAGUACUGAUAUCAUCAAAAGCAUCRGUUUUAUCARCUCCAGCACAACCGUCUCAUCUACCAUCAACAUUGCAGGCAGAAUCUUCAACUUUAUCAUCCUUAGCAACGACCUUGUUGUCAUCAUCGUUGUCAGCAACAUCCUCACAAGCAAUAACGUCAUCGACAUCACCAAAGGCAACACAAUUAUCAUCACUACUAUCACCAACACAGUCAGGAUCAUCAGUAGAGUCAUCCUCAUCACCUCAAACAGAAUCAUUUCAGGCUAAAUCAUCACAAACAUUAUUAAUUCAGACACAAUCUUCGCCUACGCUAACGCAAUCACCAACAUUCUCGUCAACAACUUAUCCACAAUUCUCAACAAUUUCAUCCAUGAUACCACAGCAAUCCUCAACAUUGUCCACACAACCGCAAUCUUCAUCAAGCCUGACGCAAUCAUCAUCAACCUCUUUGUCACAAUCGUCAGAAUCUUCAACGGAUUCACAAUCGACCCCAUUCAAGACACAAUCAGCAUCAACAGUGUCAACAGAACCUCAGUCUUCAUCAAGCCCCACACAAUCAUUAUCAACAUCUUUGACGCAACCGCAAAUAUCAUCAACAUCAUCAACGCUGCCUGAACCAACGCCAACAUAUUCAACGCAUCCACAUUCGUCGAUAAUCCAGAUACAAUCAACUUCAACAGUGUCGACAGAUGCCCAGUCUUCAUCAAGCCCCACACAAUCAUUAUCAACGCAACCGCAAAUAUCAACAUCAUCAUCGCUGCCUGAACAAACGCCAACAUAUUCAACGCAUCCACAUUCGACGAUAAUCCAGAUACAAUCAACAUCAACAGUGUCAACAGAGGCGAUUAUAACAACGCAACAUCUACAAGUAACAACGUCGACUCAAUCUACUCGGCUGACAAUAGUACCAUCGAUGUCUACUACCCAACAACUAUCGUCUUCAACUACUAUAGUACCUACAACUCCCGUAGUAACAUCAGUAGAUACCUUUGAAGGGACAAUUGUAACCGAUCAACAGUGGAAUCCAAACUAUGCCUUUUCAUAUACCACCGAAUACCAAAACCUAAAGCGUAAAACUGAGGACCAGUUAAAUGGGGUGUUUUCGAACAUGGAAGGUUUCCUGUCAGUUGAAGUGAACCGAUUUUUUCAAGGCAGUACGGGAGUUAACUUCAAAGUUAUAUCCAGAUCUGGUUCGAAUGUUACAACCGAUGCAAUAGAAAAGUCUAUAAUGAAGGCCAACUCUUCAGGAACGCUGGGUUUUCACGUAUUGAAGAUUCGAGUUCAAGAGCAGACAGUAAAACCGACAACUGAGAUGGAAGAUGAUGGGCUGAAAGACUGGGAGAUUGUUUUGAUAGUUGGUUGUGUCCUGGUGUUUAUACUUAUUAUUGUUAUUAUUGUAUUAGCGGUAUAUAUGUGCAAACUGAAGAACAAAACUAAGAAAUAUGAAUUAUGGGACAGCGAAAAUCUGAUGUACAUCAAAGGACGCCCUCAUACGGUCAAUGGCAGUGGAAAUGUCGUUGAGCUCACAGAACUGACUUCACAUCCUGGAGAACAACACGAGGGGCGGUCACGGGCGAAGGGCUCCUACAGCUUAUCCGAGGGCAGUGAAGGUCAAGUCAAUCCUGCAUUUGUGAAAACGGAAGGUCUGAUAUGACAAACCCUUCAGUAAAACUAGAUUAAAAUAUUUUAAAUGACUCCACCACUAGCUAAGAUAGCAACCCAUAAUUUAAGGAAGACGAAAGCGAGAAAACUCAGGAGACAUAGGCGAGUUGUUAAGAGGCAUAGCAGAAGAACAAAGAUUGAAGAAGAGUUAUAAGAAGAGGGAUAACGACUUUGAAAGAAAARAAGAAGAACAGAAAACGAAAAAAUGUGGCCGGAAGGAUUAAUCCA
This is a messenger RNA of Exaiptasia diaphana, 3934 nucleotides long. Its product is annotated as flocculation protein FLO11. NCBI's taxonomy places the organism in Eukaryota, Metazoa, Cnidaria, Anthozoa, Actiniaria, Aiptasiidae. The transcript has 6 exons. The record is from RefSeq and is a predicted model, not a curated record. The coding region runs from base 219 to 3698 and encodes 1159 amino acids.